Molecule: messenger RNA, 777 nt
Organism: Arabis nemorensis
Lineage: Eukaryota; Viridiplantae; Streptophyta; Magnoliopsida; Brassicales; Brassicaceae
Source: the annotation of a GenBank genome assembly
AUGUUAAAUACUGUAGAAGACGAAGUGGAUCCAAUGAGAUGGCCGACGAAGAACAACAUAAGAACGGCAAUGCAUUGGCUAGUUUUAGGCUGCAAAGCUGGAGAUUCCCUCGUCUUCCACUUCUCCGGUCAUGGCAACAACCAGACGAAUUACACUGGCGACGAGAUUGACGGAUUUGAUGAAACCCUUCUCCCGGUGGACCACUUAACCUCAGGUGUUAUUGUGGACGACGAGAUCAAUGCUACAAUCGUACGACCUCUCCCUUAUGGAGUCAAGCUCCAUGCAAUUAUCGACGCUUGUAGUAGUGGUACCGUCUUGGACUUGCCCUAUCUUUGUAAAAUGGACAGCCUCGGAAACUAUGAAUGGGAAGACCAUCGGCCUCCAUCAGGAAUGUGGAAAGGUACGAGCGGCGGUGAAGUCUUCUCCUUUACCGGGUGUGACGAUGACCAGACCUCCGCUGACACUCCGGAACUGUCAGGGGGUGCGUGGACUGGGGCAAUGACAUAUGCUUUCAUUCAGGCCAUAGAACGUGGCCACGGGACGACUUAUGGGAGCUUACUGAAAGCAAUGAGAUCAACGGUUCAUGAGAUUUUUGACAAAGCCAAAGGUAGAGAGCUAAUGGAAGUGGCUGGAGAUUUUCUAGCUACUCUUUUUGGUUUGCUCAUCUUAAACGCUAGUUCUUCUGAGGAAACUGACAAUAUCCCUCAAAAAACUCAGGAACCACAACUGACUGCUAACGAGGCUUUUGCUGUGUACGAGAAGUCCUUCUCUCUAUAG